AUUGGUGAACAAUUUCAUUCUGGUGUCAAAAUGGGACCAAUGUCCUUGUUUCGUACCAGGUGAUUAACCUUCAAACGCCGUCGUUUUAAGAGAGGCAGUUCUGUUAUGCAAUGGUUACCGUUUUACCUGAACAAUUUCUUUCGUUCUCUUCUCUGCUUUGUUCUUCUCAAUUUUCCUGAGAAUUUCGUGAACGAACCUCACUCUGCAUAUCCGCUAUGGCUUCAGGUUCAGAUUUCGCUUUAGCAUCCUCUUCUGAACUCGAGUCAAUUUUGAGGUUGAAGACUGUUGAUUACUUUGUGACCAGGAGGCCAUGGCUUGAUCUUUAUGGAAUUAAUGUGAGACCUGUUGCACCAUUUGGAAGUAUAAGUAGAAAGCCUUAUGUGGAUUCUGCACUUAUACAUCGUUGCUUACCGGAUGAGCUGCUCUUUGAGGUCUUUGCUCGAAUGACUCCAUAUGACAUGGGGAAAGCAUCUUGUGUAUGUCGAAAAUGGAAGUAUACAAUUCGUAACCCUGUAUUUUGGCGCCAUGCCUGCUUGAAGGCUUGGCAGUUUUCUGGAGUGGUAGAAAACUAUAAGAUACUUCAGUCUAAAUAUGAUGGCUCAUGGCGGAAAAUGUGGCUCUUACGACCAAGGUUGAGAACUGAUGGUCUUUAUGUGAGUAGAAAUACCUACAUUCGAGCCGGAGUUGCGGAGUGGAAAAUCACUAAUCCAGUUCAUGUGGUUUGCUAUUUUCGGUACAUUAGAUUUUUUCCUUCUGGGCGAUUUCUUUACAAGAAUUCUUCUCAAAAGGUCAAGGAUGUAGUGAAGUGCAUGAACUUCCGAUCAUCUAAAGCAGAAUGUGUUUUCGGUGGGAACUACACAUUGUCAGAUGAUAAGGUUGAAGCUGCUGUCUUGUAUCCAGGCUUGCGACCUACUGUUUUGAGGAUACGCUUGAGGUUGAGGGGAACAGCUACAGGGGCUAACAAUCGGAUGGAUUUGAUCUCACUUGUCACUAGUGGUGUGAACAGUAAUGAGGCAAGUGCUCCUGAGGAGGACAUUCUUGGAGUUGUUGAUGGAUGGCAGGAUGAUGAAACACACAACCCAGAUGUGCCAGCAGUCUCACAUAAAAGGGGCAUGACUCCCUUUGUCUUUGUUCCAUUUGAAGAGGUGGAGACAUCUGUUUUGAAUCUGCCUGUGGAGAAGAUGGAUUAUUAUGUACCUGGUUGAGUGGUGCUUCGGAAUAAAACUGGUUCUUUUGUUGUAUGUAUUUCAUAAUAAGUUCCAAUAUAAGGUCAUGUAUUAAUGUGUGUGUAAUGUAUGACAGUGCGACGAUGAGAUUGAUUCACGUUGCUGAAUCAUCUUUAAUGUUCUGCUCUAUACUGCUAGAUAAAUGUAAAGACAACGCUUUGUACAUAACAGGAAUAAUUAUAAUUUGUUUAAAUCAUGGAUUUACUGGAUUCA
Molecule: messenger RNA, 1439 nt
Organism: Lotus japonicus
Lineage: Eukaryota; Viridiplantae; Streptophyta; Magnoliopsida; Fabales; Fabaceae
Product: F-box protein 7
Exons: 11
Coding region: 216-1205 (329 amino acids)
Biological process (GO): SCF-dependent proteasomal ubiquitin-dependent protein catabolic process
Cellular component (GO): SCF ubiquitin ligase complex
Molecular function (GO): protein binding
Source: RefSeq, a predicted model, not a curated record